Molecule: messenger RNA, 1725 nt
Organism: Rhodotorula toruloides NP11
Lineage: Eukaryota; Fungi; Basidiomycota; Microbotryomycetes; Sporidiobolales; Sporidiobolaceae
Product: pre-mRNA-processing factor SLU7
Exons: 9
Coding region: 1-1725 (574 amino acids)
Biological process (GO): mRNA splicing, via spliceosome
Cellular component (GO): spliceosomal complex
Molecular function (GO): pre-mRNA 3'-splice site binding
Source: RefSeq, a predicted model, not a curated record
AUGUCGGGCAAGCUCUCGCGCGAGGAAUAUCGCAGGCAGAAGGAUCUGGAGGCGGCACGGAAGGCUGGAACGGCGGCUCCGGCGCUUGAUGAGGAGGGAAAGCCGAUCAACCCUCACAUUCCCGCCUUCAUGGCGAACGCGCCGUGGUACUUGAAGGGCGAGACGUCGACCGACGGACCGUCCCUCAAGCACCACAAGCUGGGCCUGCCUGAGUACAACAAGGACCCCGGCAAGCUCGCGAGCAGGUUCGAGAGGGGCGCAAGGGCUGGUCCGGCAGCGAAGAAGUACCGCGCCGGCGCAUGCACCAACUGCGGUGCGAUGACGCACUCAGCGAAAGACUGCCUUGAACGACCUCGCAAAGUCGGCGCCAAGUACACGAACAAGAACAUCGCGGCCGACGAAGUGAUCCACGACUCGGCUGCGCACUUGAACGGCUUGCAGGGGCAGGGCGACUACGACGCGAAGCGCGAUAGGUGGGACGGGUACGACCCGAGCAUGCAUAAGCAGGUCGUGGAGGAGUACGAGGCGCUCGAGGCUGCCAGGCGCAAGUUGCGCGAGGAGGCGAUCGAUCGCGGGACGGCGGAGGCGAGCAGCAAGGAGGUUACGAAGCUUGCGAAGAAGGGAAAGGCGAAAGGCAAGGGGAAGGGAAAGGCGAAGGAGGCGGACGAGUCGGACGAGUUUGGGUCGUCGGACGAGUCGGACGAGGACGGAGCCGACGACGACGAGGACAAGUACGCCGAGGGCGCGGACGUCGCGGGUCAGAAACUCGACACCAAGACGCGCGUGACGGUCCGCAACCUCCGUAUCCGCGAAGACACCGCCAAGUACCUCAUGAACCUCGACGUCGACUCGGCGUACUACGACCCGAAGACACGUUCGAUGCGCGAGGCGCCCAAUCCCGCCCUCCAACCCGAAGACGCCUCCUUCGCCGGCGAAAACUUUGUCCGACACUCUGGCGGCGCGACCGAGCUCCAGAAGCUCCAAAUGUUCGCCUGGCAAUCGGAGAACCGCGGCCACGACGUGCACAUCCAAUCGAACCCGACCGCCGCCGCCUUGAUGCACAAAGAGUUCCUGCAGCAGAAGGAGGUGUUGAAGGACAAGAGUUCGGCGUCGAUCCUCGACAAGUAUGGAGGCGAACAGUACCUCCAGGCUGUGCCGAAGGAGUUGAGGGUCGGGCAGACGGAGAAUUAUGUCGAGUACGACAGGAGGGGGAAGGUGAUCAAGGGUAUGGAGCGCGCAAAGGCCAAGUCCAAGUACGACGAGGACAUCUAUCCCGGCAACCACCAAUCGAUCUGGGGCUCGUGGUACCAGCUCUCCACGGGCAAAUGGGGCUACGCAUGCUGCCACUCGACCAUCAAAGGGUCGUAUUGCGCGGGACAAGCCGGAAUCGAAGCUGCGGAGGCUGAAGCGAACCCCUCAGCCACUAUCCUCGCCCUUCCGUCCUCCUCCUCGACGAAGGACACGGACGCCGGCAAGUCGCUCAUGCAGCUCAAGCAGGAGCGAGACGACGAGGAGCGUAAGAAGCGCAAGGCCGAUUCGGGUUCUGCGGCUGAGGAGCGGGGCAAGAAGGCGCGCAAGGAGGGCGACAAGGAGGAUGCUGGGAAGGGCGAGAAGGAUUUUGCGGGCGUUACAGAGGCGGAGAUGGAACGGUACCGCCGCGACCGCGAACAACGGUUCGACGACCCGAUGGCGCAGCUGCAAGGCGACGAGCUCCUUCCCUUGUAA